GCUGCCCACCAAAAAUUUCUCCAAUUUCAGCAGUGUAUUUGGAGGAGGAACUGGGCCAACUCGCCCCGCCAAGUUUGAAUUGGAUAUAAUAUUCAGCGAAGGAUCUAUGCCCGUUUUGAACAGAAAACUUAAAUUGGAAUUUUGGGGUUGUUGUUUUAGUUGAAUUCUUUUUAUGCAGUGGGGACACCAAGCCAAAUAAAUUCCAGUCAAAAUAAUUCAUCGGUACAGUCUGAGUCUGGUAAAAGUUUGAUAAGGCUGCUGUCCUUUCUUCUGAUGAAAACUAUCUAUACUUCUGAAGACCAAAUGCACUUUUUUGGGGAAUGAAAAUUUGGUAUCAGAAGAUAAAGUUGAGAUGUUUGAAGGGUGAGAUCUGGAUGUAAAAUUGAAGAAAUCUGUUUUGGGGACGUUCGGGCAAGUUGGUUUUGCUGAGGAUGGUGGUGGAAGGAGAAAAGAGUGCGAGGAACAAGCCUGUAACCUUAUUGGUGGGUGUGAGCGUAGGUAAAUCUAGUAGGGAGUUGUUGACAUGGGUGUUGAUGAAGGUGGCUCAAGCAGGGGAUCAUGUGAUUGUUGUUCAAGUGCUUCCAUCUCCUGCUGAUCAGGGGCAUAAAGAGGAGCAUAUCUUUGAUUACAAUCUUACUGGCCCCUUCGAUGCAAACAUUUUUGAUGUCUACGAGGGUUUCUGCAGAUUGAAACAAGUGGAACUUCAUGUGAAAGUCUCUUAUGGUUCUCCAGUAAGAAAGGUAUUGGCAGAAGAAGCAAGUUUGUACAAGGCCACAAAGCUUAUUAUUGGCAAAAGCAAGCAAAAUACCUUAAGAUCCUCUAAGUUACUUGCUACCUACUGUGCAAAGAGGUUACCAUGUACUUGUUCUGUACUGAUCAUUGAUAAUGGAACAGUCAUAUUUGAGAAAGUUGGAACACAAUCUCUCCAAGGAACUGGUGCCAGAGUAAAUAGACUGAAUUCCUUACUAGAGUCAGUGAGAGGUGCACUCCCAAAUGAUGAUGUGUAUAAUGAUUGUAGAAUUGCUAAAAGUCCUUCAGAUGCAGCUAUAAUACCAUCUGUUCACAAUUGCUACCCUGGUAGGCAGGCCAUUAUCCCCCUAGAAAUGGACGCCUUCAAGUUAUGCCUUCCUUUGAGGUCAGCUUGCAUGAUUUGCACAUCAGACAUUAAUACUGUUGAUGAAGAAGGGAAGGAAGAUGUCAAGGAACAGGAUCCUAGAAAGUCAGAGAGCUAUUCUUCGUGUGAUUCCUUUCGGACAGUUUCUAGUGCUUCUUGUCGGAUUUCACAGAAAGAAGAGGAUGCAGAAACCUCAUCUGAUAAGUCAAAAGAAAUUAAAGAAAAUAUAUUUAGAUUAGCUCCUCAGAGACAGAACACUUCUUCCGGAUGGCCGUUAUUGAAAAGCGCCAUUAGAGUGAACAAAUAUCCUAAUCCAAGGCCUGCAGUCAGAGAAAUAUCUGUGGUUGAGUGGGCUUUGCAAUUGCCAGAUAGACGUGGACAGGUUACACAAAAUCUACCAAGUAAAAUUGAGAUAUCUCAGGAAGACUGGAACAACAUGAGUGAAAUCCAAGCACCAAAUGGAGCAACAUUAACAGAAGAUUGCUGUACAGAAAUUAAGUCUCCUUCCACUACUCAAAAUGAGUCUAUAGAAGAGAAGUUCUUGAUCCAGAAGUUGAAACAUCUUUGUAAAAAUAGGAAAUGCAUACAGUUCACAUAUAAAGAAUUAAAAUCUGCAACUUCUGAGUUCUCAGCAGAUAACCUCAUUGGAAAAGGAGGCUGGAGCAAUGUGUACAGAGGCAUUCUUCCUGAUGGACAGCCUGUUGCAGUGAAGUCAUUAAACGCUUCUCCAGAAACAGAGCAAGAACUCCUAAUGGAAGUUGAAAUUACUACAACGCUACAGCACAAGCACAUCAUUUCAUUAAUGGGUUACUGUGUUGACGACAAUAAGUAUUUCCUGGUCUACAACUUGUUAGUUAGAGGGAGCCUGGAAGAGAAUCUUUAUGGAGGUAAGGAUAGACCACUGGUCCCUUGGACAGAGAGGCUGAAAGUGGCCAUUGGAAUUGCUGAAGCAUUAAAUUAUCUUCAUGAUGACUGUACCCGUCCUAUAAUCCAUAGAGAUGUCAAAUCAUCCAAUAUUUUGCUAUCAGAAGACUUUGAACCGCAGUUGUCAGAUUUUGGAUUAGCCAAAUGGGCAUCAACUACUUCGGCAUACAUCACAUGCAGUGAUGUUGUAGGUACAUUCGGAUAUUUGGCUCCAGAGUACUUCAUGUAUGGCAAGGUUAACGAGAAGACAGAUGUGUAUUCCUUUGGAGUUGUUCUUUUGGAGCUAAUAAGUGGAAGAAAACCAAUAAAUAGCAACAAUCCGAAGGGCCAUGAGAGUUUGGUUAUGUGGGCAAGGCCAUUAAUGGCAGAAGGUGCCGUGGAAGAACUUGUGGAUCCACUUCUAGAAUAUUUAUAUGACACAAGUGAGAUGAAGAGAAUGAUUCAUAGUGCAGCACUUUGUGUACGAAAGGCAUCUCAACUUCGACCUCGCAUGAGCCGAAUAUUGAAGAUUUUGCGAGGCGAAGUGGAUGAUCUCAACUACUGGUCCAAGAGGCAAUUAUCAAUGUCCAAGGACAUAGAUGAACUGGUUGAGGAUGAAUAUGGAUCAAAUCAUGGGGGUUGUGAUAUCCAAACCCACUUAUCGCUUGCCAUGCUUGGGGUUGAUGAUGAUAUUGCAUCAGUUAGCAGCCCUGACCAAAGUGUAGAGCUUUUGCAUGCCAGUAGAUCCUUGGAAGACUAUUUUCGUGGCCGUUUCAGCCGUUCAUCAAGUUUUGAUUGAUUCAAUGUGGAGGACACAAACUCGGGUGUGAGAUAGAACAGGAGGAAUGGGAAGAAUGCAUCUGCAUAUUCUGUACAACAAGAGCAAUAGAAACAUGAACAUUUGAUUGUGGAAUCCACUACUUAUGACCAUAGAUCAAUAAAUGGAAAACAUAGGAGUGGACUCCAUGUUGAAACUCUUCGAACAGGGGAUGCAUUGAAUUUUAGAGGAAAAUCAUUAAUUCGUCCAAAGGCAAGAUGCAAGCAAAAAUAUCUUAGGCUUCAAUCCCUUCUGGUGGUUGAGACAGGUGAAACAUUGGUGGUCCCAUGACAACAAUGUUUGUUGGAUGUGAAUAAAUUCAUUUCAUUUCUAGUUGAUCAUGGUUUUCUUUCAGUAUUCUCAAAUCUUCAGAGGAUGAAGAUCUGCAAAAGAAAAUGACACCAUUAGCACAUGCUCGUCUUCAAUUUUUGCUUUAUGGGGAGCUGAAGCUAUUGAUGAGGAAUGGAAUCCUUGAAAAAACAAAAAAAACGAUUAACCCCCCCAAUGUAAAUAUGAGUGUACUAAUAAAUGCAUAGCGACCCAAUGGGCAAGGAAAGUCAUAUUAAUUGUUUGCCAGACAUGAAGAUUUUAAUGUGCCAUUGUGUUGACAAGCUCCUGUUAUUAAUAAAGAGAGUUGGUGUGAUUUGAGAGCUCAAAA
This is a messenger RNA of Cryptomeria japonica (Japanese cedar), 3492 nucleotides long. Its product is annotated as protein kinase STUNTED. Gene Ontology annotation, molecular function: protein kinase activity; ATP binding. The record is from RefSeq and is a predicted model, not a curated record. The coding region runs from base 432 to 2816 and encodes 794 amino acids. NCBI's taxonomy places the organism in Eukaryota, Viridiplantae, Streptophyta, Pinopsida, Cupressales, Cupressaceae. The transcript has 11 exons. Gene Ontology annotation, biological process: protein phosphorylation.